Messenger RNA from Nezara viridula (southern green stink bug), 1869 nucleotides. The record is from the annotation of a GenBank genome assembly. NCBI's taxonomy places the organism in Eukaryota, Metazoa, Arthropoda, Insecta, Hemiptera, Pentatomidae.
GUUUUGUAAGUUAAAUAAAUUAAAUUUCUAUUUCUAUAUUGGGAUUGUUAAAACAACAUUAUGGAGUAUAUAAUGUUUCUUUAACUUAUGCUGAAACCUUUUGUGCCUCUUUGGGUUUUGAUCUCCCGCCAUAAAACUGGCUCGCAAUGUGAACUGUUGUUUUGUUUACUUAGUUAAUUUUAUGCCAACUUUAUACUUAUAAUGGAUAAGCCUGUUAAUAUAACUCAAAUUAUUGAACAACAAAGACUUGGUUAUUUUGUACCAAAACAAGUUGACAUUGCUUAUAACAAGCUGAAAUGUACUGUAAAUGAUGUGGAUUUUUUUGAUGGCUUUGUUGGAGAGUCAUUUUGCCCAGUAUUUGCCUGCAAAUUUUGCCAUGUUAAGAAAUAUGAACAUUUAGUGGCAGCUGCUAAUGAAGAUGGAAAAAUAUCAAUUAGCAAUACUAAAUCAUCUAAAAAUGACAAAGUGCUCUCAAGUUUUCAAGCUCACGACAAUGCUAUUUUUGAUAUUGCUUGGACCAAUUAUGAUACCCAACUUAUUACCGCUUCAGGCGAUCACUCUUCGACUUUAUGGCAGGUGUCAGAAGGAACAGUUCAAUCACUCCUUCAGUUUCAUGGUCAUCAACACAGUGUGAAAAUUAUAACUUGUCGACCUGAUGAUCGUUAUACAUUUGCCACUGGUGCUCGUGAUGGAGCACUAUUGGUUUGGGAUACUCGUGUACCAGACUUAGUAACUGAAGUGAAACCAGAUGUAUCAAUCAAUUUUGCUCAUGAAGCACAAAGGUUUUUGAAACAUCGGAAGGUCGGUUCACAAACAAAUAGUAUUACUGGCUUAGUGUAUCAAGAUGAUAAUACACUUAUUUCUUGCUCAGCUGGUAAUGGUCUUAUUAAAAUUUGGGACAUGAGGAAAACAUAUUCUUACAGCAAGAGACUUCCUCAGGCAAAAUUUGUCAUUCCUUAUAGUGGCACAUCAGGAAGAAAUGGAUAUUCAAGUCUUUCAAUAAGUCCGUGCAGACUUCGCCUUUAUGGGAAUUGUAUUGAUAACAAGUUAUAUUGUUACAAUAUUGGGACAUAUAGUGAAAAACCAAUUUCCAUUUAUUCAGGACAUCGCGUAUCUAGCUUUUAUAUCAAGAACUGUGUCAGUCCAGAUGGACGUUAUGUCGCUAGCGGUUCAAAUGAUGGAAAAGCUUAUAUCUGGUCUGUUUCAAAUCCGUCCGUUCCUUUAGUUUCUUUGAGUGGACAUAAUGCAGAAGUAACUGGUGUGGACUGGUGCAAGGAAGGUGAACCAAAGAUAGUUACCUGUUCUGACGAUGCCACAUAUCGUAUAUGGCGUGUUUAUCCUCAAGAAUUUGACUGUCACGACCCUACUCUACGCGGAUGGGCAGAGAGAUACAGGAUUAGAGAAAUAUGCCCUUCGAGGAAUUCAUUAAAAAGGAAAUUCUAUUGCAGUAGACAUAUUGACUUAGUCCCUAGACAUGAUGUGGAAAUGAGGAGGUUCGUUAAUGAUGAAGUAAAGCAAGUAGAGAAGAAACCUUGUUUAAACAAUUCUUUAGACUUGUCAAGCCUUACAGCUGAUCUCCCUAAUUAUGUUGUGGAUGGUGUUUCUCCGCAUGUACACCACUGCAGAUCUUCUCCCAAAGUCAAGGAUGCUAAUUGGUUGGAAAAAUUGAAACAGAAAGCUGCCGAUACCAGCAAAAAAUCUCAAGAAAGUAGCAGCCCAGCUCGCAGAAAGUCUAGUCAGAAGAAUAGUGCUAAAGGAAGUAUUCUUCGUUUCUUCAAAGUCUCAACUCGUCAGCCAACGUGUGAACAGGCUAGUAACUCAACACCUGAAACCAAAAGUAUUACCAAAUCAGUAAAUUUGCCUUCCUAA